UACGUCAGCAGCCGUCCAUCAUGUUUUUGUGGGAACGAAAAUAAACAUUCCGCCAGCAUCCUACUCACCUUCCUCUUUCGAAUGUUUUUCAAUGUAUUUGUCUAUAGUGUGUGUCCACGAUCACUCUAUGCACAUGUGUGCACACACCCUUCCGAAAAACCUGUACCUAGGCACGUUAGCGAUCGUUCGCGAAGUUGCGUAUGUGUGCACCUACCAUGCGUCCCCCCAUCAUCGAUGAUCGUUACGCGUGAUUAUUGGUGGCGUGCGAUCGGUAGUGCCGGAGUCGUUUUUCGAACGAGAAAAUAACAACAACAGUGUUUCGGAAUAACGGUGGUAGACACGAUCUGACAGUCGCGCACUACCUUGACACACACCAAUCAGUGCACUCGCGUGUCCCCGGUGGUAUGACAGUUUGAGUCGGAAACGAUUUACAAAUCGAAGCAAGCCGCUAGUAACGCUUUGACAGCUUCGGUUAGUAGUGUGCUGCUAGGAAGAGCUUUUACAAAGCAGGUUGUGCUGAAAAUAUUUGGACGAAUCGUUUGAUUUUGAUUGUUGUUGUUUUAUUAACUUUAAAAGUUCGUUCUGCGAGAAUUGGUGUUGUGUGCGAACAGUUACACCCCGGUGAUAAUAGUGUGCUGUGUGUGUGCAUUUCAGUAUAUCUCGAACUAAACAUAAACACAAACACACCCAACGGCAACAGAUUCGCUCGUUGUAGUGUUCGAAAAGCAGUCGAUACUCAUCGGUAGGUUUGGUUUUGUACAAGACACGAGACGCCAAAAAUAGGGCAGAGAGAGCCCCCCUUUUGUGAUCGAAAAGUGAUCUUGUGCAGAACGAAAUGGGUGUCAUCAAAGAUAACUUCACCAAGAUCCGUGAUCAAUGCAAGGAGCUAAUCCUCACAGACAAACAGAUCGAGGAGAUUAUGCGACGGGUGAUCAAGGAAAUUAAUCGAGGACUCAGUAAAGAAACGCACGCCGAAGCGGACGUCAAAUGUUUCAUCACCUACGUACAGGACCUGCCAAAUGGGAAAGAAAAGGGAAAAUUUCUGGCCCUCGAUCUUGGUGGUACCAAUUUCCGAGUGUUGCUGAUCCACCUGAAGGAUGAGAAUGACUUCGAAAUGCUGUCGAAGAUUUAUGCCAUUCCACAGAGCAUUAUGCUCGGUAGUGGGACGCAGCUCUUUGACCAUAUUGCUGAAUGUUUAGCCAACUUUAUGAAGGAACACUCAGUGUACCAGGAACGUUUACCGCUAGGAUUCACAUUCUCAUUCCCGCUAACGCAGUUGGGUCUUACCAAAGGUAUUCUCGCCCGAUGGACGAAAGGUUUCAACUGUGCCGGUGUCGUCGGUGAGGACGUUGUGCAGCUGCUGAAGGAUGCUAUCGCCAGACGGGGGGAUGUACAAAUUGAUAUCUGUGCCAUCCUGAACGAUACUACUGGCACACUGAUGUCCUGUGCGUGGAAGAAUCACAACUGCAGAAUAGGAUUGAUUGUCGGUACGGGAAGUAACGCGUGCUACGUAGAGAGAGUGGAAAACUGCGACCUCUUCGAUGGCCCCAAGGAGGGACCAAACAUUAAGCAGCAUGUGCUGAUAAACACCGAAUGGGGCGCGUUCGGUGAUGACGGUGCACUUGAUUUCAUACGCACGGAGUACGAUCGUGAGAUCGAUCAGCACAGUAUAAACCCGGGCCGACAGCUGCAAGAGAAAAUGAUCUCGGGUAUGUACAUGGGCGAGCUGGCUCGUUUGGCGAUAGUAAGGUUCACGAAGGCAGGCCUUCUGUUCGGUGGUGUCGGAUCCGAUAUUCUCUUCAAGCGUGGCCAGUUCUUUACGAAAUACGUUUCGGAAAUUGAAUCGGACAAACCGGGAACGUAUUACAACUGUCGGGAAGUGCUGGAAGAGCUGGGUCUCGAGCACGCGACCGAAGAGGACUGUGCGAAUGUGCGCUACAUCUGCGAGUGUGUAUCCAGCCGGGCGGCUCACCUCGUGUCGGCCGGUAUUGCGGCAUUGAUUAACAAAAUGGAUGAACGAAGCGUGACGGUUGGUGUUGACGGUUCGGUGUACCGUUUCCAUCCCAAGUUCCAUGAUCUAAUGGUGCAAAAGAUCAGACAGUUCGUCAAACCACACAUUUCCUUCGAUCUGAUGCUCUCGGAGGAUGGUUCCGGUCGUGGUGCAGCGCUAGUAGCGGCUGUUGCCUGUCGUGAGGCACAGUAAACGCCUGCUUCCGAUCAGAUCGCACCGGAAUAGCACCGAGUUGAAGUGAGAAACCGAACACUACCUACACUAAACCGUGUGUGUGCGCGAGCGCGUGUGACCAGAUAUGGUGAAAAGUUUGGUGCAGCUGCGUAGCUACUCCCCAGUCGCCGGUAUACUGUUGCGAAUGUCCACCGACAUCAGCACACGCGCUUCAGACUCUUUUUUUGUGUGUUGUAACGUUAUCAUUCUCCAUUGGGUUUUUUGUCACAUGGAACGAACGGGCGGUCACACGGCAGAAACCACCACACUCGCGAAUUGAUGAAUAAUGGGCUACAAUAAUAAGUGAAAGCGUGCAGUAGAGUGACCACCUCACCGCGACCUAGUUGCGUACAAACGUUCACAAUUCUCACCCUAACGUAACUAGUGAUUUAUAGAGUAUAUAUACAUAUUAUAUAUAUAGUGAAAGAAACAAUGUUGAUCAAUGAAUAGGAAAAGCAAAGCAAAUCAUUUUAUUAGAAAAAGGGCUCUGGAGCACAGCUUCUGUCCUCCGCCUGAAUCCCCACCAUCACCACCGUACAUUGACAAAAAUGAAUUCUUGCCCAGAACUACCGCAUCGCACGGGAAGAAAGUACAGGAACUCGUUCGCAAACGAAAAUGCUGCCAGACUAUGAGGAGUACUACCUCACACGGGCAAGAAGUGCUAGUAUAUGCUAGGAAAAUCGGAUAAGCAAAACAACCGGAUGUGUAAAUUAUCUUUCGAUCGGCCACAAGCGCAUCAAUGAGUGUGAAAAAAUGUGAUUUUUUUUUCGUUUUUUCGAAGUAGGAGCCAUUUCCGUAUCCUGUUUUAGUUUAAUUAGAAUAUGUCGAAAAUUCAGAUUCUUCACUUUCUUUGAUUUGAUUUAUACAGAAUCGCUUUCAUCGUAGCAAAAGUUCCAGAAAGUAGAAAAGAUUCAAGAUCCACCUCGACACAUUCUAGUUCAAUUUGAAUGGAGCACUGCAUUGGUUUCGAAUUUUCCACUUGAACGCGAAAGUCUCUGUAUUGCCAUACAGUAUGCGAAGUCUUGAAGUGUGGAUUGUGUUUAGUUUUGCUUCGGUGGAAUAUAGACGAGCUUCGGUACUGAUGAACAACGGUGUGUGAACUCCGCUGGUAGUAAGCGAUCGCAUGAGUUAGUCGAUAGCAAAAAAAAAGAGCAGGGAGAAUUUAAACCCUUUUAAAACAUAGAAAACCUUUUAAAGUAAACUAUGACGUCCGGAUGACAAAGGCUUGUACCGGUUGUAUCCGUUGGUUUUGAAAACAAAAAAAAAGUUAAUCACUGUUUAAGGAGAUCGCUAAGAGCGUUACUAAACAAAGGAGAGCGAGCAAAAGGGUGGCCAAGGUUUUGAGUUAGUGUUGUAGAUUGUACAUUGUUUUAAAUUAGUUACAAUUCUUAGUGUUACUGUAUUUUUUUCUCUUUUUUUCAAUCGCGAAAUAAGGAAAGAAUCGAGUGCUAACAACUGAAGCAGAAGGUGAAUGUAACUAGCGAAGGGGAAAGGCAGGGAUGAAAACGGAUGAAAACAUAGACAUACAUUGAUAAGUGAAGAAAGUUGCAAAAUAGGGUAGAAAAGUAAGAAAGAUAAUAUCCCUCAAACCCAGAACGAGGCAGCAAAUAAAACAAAAAAAACCGUUAGUGCUGUUUUAUGAUGUGUAAUAAAGUUAAAUACUGGAAAAAAAGUGAAAACGAAGAAUGUGAAUGAAAUUCAAGCACGCAAACGAAUAGGACUAGUGACUGAUGAAACAACGGAAGGAUUGAUAUCCCGGAACGGAAGGAUAUGUGCUGCCUUGACUCCAUUUACCGUUUAGUUUAUAGUGUAUAGUUAGAAUUGUUGAUUUUUUUCUCUCCGGGAACAUUAGUUUUAGUGGGUUUAUUAGGUUUGAAUUGUUUGCAUAAUUUUACAUUUAUGUUGUACUGGUAGCAUGUUGGCCUGAUCAUGUACAUAUCCUCCAUGGAACAUAGGCUAACACGUACGAAAGUAUAUCGAACCCCUUCGCUGCAACAGAGACAGUUAUCUAAAUUCUUCUACGCUUCAAAAAAAUACAAGGGAGGGCUCUAACCCAAUGUGAGAAAUUUGUAACAACGAUAUAGCAAGCCAGACUUGAUUUCUUUUGAUUUAACUUAAGCUAGUCGAUAUAUACACCCGCAACGGACACUGAAACGCCAUCGACGCAGACAAGUUUGUUGAAACAUUUUGGAAAAAUGUUGAUGCUCUUAUUAGUUUACCACAGUACAUUGUUCAUGUUCCAUCAAUAAGUCGCAUCGUGCGAAACAAUGCAGAAUUGCGAACCAGAAUGAAAAGUAAUUUCAUUUGCAUGGCAACCAACACUAUUCCACAGCGAAAUACAGUCAUACUAAACUGAAUCGGAUUAGUAGCAGAUAACAAUAUGUAUGAAAUAUAUUAAAUUGAAAGUAUUA
Molecule: messenger RNA, 4635 nt
Organism: Anopheles funestus (African malaria mosquito)
Lineage: Eukaryota; Metazoa; Arthropoda; Insecta; Diptera; Culicidae
Gene: Hex-A
Product: hexokinase type 2
Exons: 8
Coding region: 836-2203 (455 amino acids)
Biological process (GO): glucose 6-phosphate metabolic process; glycolytic process; intracellular glucose homeostasis
Cellular component (GO): cytosol; mitochondrion
Molecular function (GO): mannokinase activity; fructokinase activity; ATP binding
Source: RefSeq, a predicted model, not a curated record